Messenger RNA from Cherax quadricarinatus, 2025 nucleotides. It is a transcript of the gene Gdap1, whose product is annotated as ganglioside induced differentiation associated protein 1. The record is from RefSeq and is a predicted model, not a curated record. Gene Ontology annotation, cellular component: mitochondrial outer membrane. Lineage: Eukaryota; Metazoa; Arthropoda; Malacostraca; Decapoda; Parastacidae. Gene Ontology annotation, biological process: mitochondrial fusion; mitochondrial fission.
UGGAAGAAGGAAGGCAGAGCACCACCGUAGCGUGAGGCGGAGGUAGCGGCAGCAGCAGCAGCCGGCGGUGUAGUGGCUGCCACCACCAACACCAGCUGCUGCCGGGGAAGCGCUACUACCAUUAGCUGCUAGGGACUACCUCCACUAUCAGCUUCUGGGGACCACUAUCAGCUGCUGGGGACCACCAUCACCAGCCACACACCGCUGCUCACACUUUUAUCAUGACCUCCAUCAACAGUAAUGGCAACGGCAAUGCCCUCAAGUUAUACUAUUGGUACACUUCCUUCUACUCUCAGAGGUUGCUCUUACAGGUCCUGAUGGCUCUAUAUGAGAAACGUGUACCUUUCAAAACACAAAUUGUGUCAUUGUUGGCAGAGGAGCAAUAUGAGCCAAAGUUUUUAAAACUGAACCCACGUGCUGAAGUUCCAGUACUCACAGAUGGAGUAAAGGUUAUCCCUGACUCUACUCGCAUUAUAGAAUACCUAGAAGACAAUUUUUCUAAUGGUCAGUUUGGACAAUUAACUCCUAAGGAAAAAGGCAGUGAAGAAAGCAAAACUAUCCAGAAAUUUAGGGACCUUCUGGAAACACUUCCUAUUCCUGCUCUAACUUUUGGAACAGCCAUUCAUCCAGAAUUGGUGGAUAAUCCCAAACCACCCUUCACUCCAUCUGUCCUAAAACAAAUGAAAGAAAAUGCCAAGAAUCGCCAUGUUGUUAUACGAGGACAUGCAGAAAAGGCACCAGAAUUCCAGAAAGUCCUAAUGGAAAAGGCUGCUGCAGUAGAACAUGGGGCCCUCAAGUUAAACAGAACCAGAGAAGAAAUGGAUGAGGUCUUAAAGGAGUUUGAUUUGGCUUUACAAAAAGUGGAACUACAACUGUCGUCUCAUACUGGAGAUAAAUCUGCAUGGUGGUUGUGUGGUGAAAUGUUCAGUAUAGCUGAUGUAGACUUAGCCAUUCUUCUAAAUCGCCUUAAUUGUCUGGGCUAUGAACUUAAAUUUUGGGCAGGAGGAAAGCGUCCUUUUCUGGAAACAUACUGGCAUAAAAUACAGAAGAGAGAUUCAUUUAAGAGAGCUACGUACUUCUCAACAAAUGCAGUGCAUUUGACAAAGCUCCGAGGAAUCUUGAAGCAAAGUAAAACUUUGCUGGCGUCAUUAACAGCAGUAAUGGGCAUAGCAAUUAUAUCUUACAUAAUAUAUCGACGGGUAUCGAAAUCGUAGGAGAGAAUUUUCAUUGUUUCUACAGUAGCAUCAGUGCUUAGACUCACACUUUGUAGUGUUUGGUUAUUUUGGUUAUAUGGGUUUGGAUAAUUUUGGAUAGGUUUUAGCAGGACUCACUAUUAGGAAAAAAGAUAAAUAUGUUUAUAUUGUACGUGCAAGUCAGUGACCAUUGAACAAUAGAGCUAUGCGAGAUUUUCUUUGUGUGUUUGUGCGCAUGCAUGUGCGUGUGUGUGUACUUGCCUAUUUGUGGUUGCAGGGGUCGAGUCAUAGCUCCUGGCCCCGUCUCUUCACUGAUUGCUUCUAGGUCCUCUCCCUGCUCUAUGAGCUUUAUCAAACCUCGUCUUAAAACUAUGUAUGGUUCCUGCCUCCACUACAUUACUUUCUUGGCUAUUCCUCUGUGUGUGUGGUGCGUGCGUGCGUGUGUGCGUGCGCGCGUGUGCGUGUGUGUGUGUGUGUGUUACCAUUUUGUCAUAGGCACAUGUCGAUUAGACACUAGGCCUGUUGUAUAUGAGUACGUGUGUGUGUGUGUGUGUGUGGUAGUUGUGUGUGUGUGUGUGUGUGUGUGUGUGGUAGUUGUGUGUGUGUGUGUGUGUAUGUGUGUGUGUGUGUGUGUGGUACUCACCUAUUUGUGGUUGCAGGUGUCGAUUCAUAGCUCCUGGCCCCCGCCUCUUCACUGAUUGCUACUAGGUCCUCUCUCUCCCUGCUCCAUGAGCUUUAUCAUACCUCGCCUUAAAACUAUGUAUGGUUCCCUCCUCCACUACUUCACUUUCUAGGCUAUUCCACGGCUUGACUACUCUAUGACUGAAGAAAU